UUAUCCACAACAUUUUAUUUCUGGACUGCACCGGGCCGGGCGAGUGACCGAGAUCGAGCCACUGGCGGGCACAACAAACGGAGAACGAGUGACAGGACAGCGAAAGGGUGGCCCAUCGACCCGACCCGGCUCCGCACCCGACCGUCCACUGCGAACAAAACGAUCGAGACUCAGCUGGCACCACCCCGACACGGGUUCCGUGAAGUCGUCAUCUGGCUAGCUCAAAGACGUUCCGUACACCGCCCAUCAACCCCCCUCUCCCGCCCUCCUUCAUCAGACGGACAUCGCCCGAACAUCUUGCGCUCAACUCCAGCGCACUUUGAGGCCCAGUGCACCCGACGUGCGAGACACCCCACCUACCGCAUAGUACAUCCCUCCAUCCUCCACCCUGGAUCAGUCGGACCUUUCAACGGGCGCUCCAGCUCAACUUCACAGCAGUGUAAACACCAUGGAGCAUGAGGCCAUAGGCCCGGCAUCAGAUGCGGUCUUUGAUCCGGCUACUGCACCCGCUGCUGCCCCAGUCCCCGUCCCGACUGAGCCGCACGACGAUACUCUCGGCAGCAUCGAGAGCGCUGUACACCAUACCGUGCCAGACCAAAAUGUACACGACCACAACGGAUACCACUACGAACAGCACCACAUUCCAUCACAGCCGUUCGAUCACGGCGUAAACAAUUCUCCUCGCUCGCAUUACCCGCCCGAUCACACAGAAGGCGAGCCGACAGCCCGAUACGCGACCCCGCCGAUUCCAGCGCCAUCGGUAUCCCGUCCACCAUCCGGCCUCUCGGGACAAGGCGGGGCUUACGGAGCGGACCAGGCCUCGAGGGCAGGCAGCAACGGAGCACCGGCGGAGCAGCAGAACGGGCGCAACCAUGUGGUGAUCAAGGUUGGCAUGGUGGGCGAUGCCCAGAUCGGCAAGACAAGUCUGAUGGUCAAGUACGUUGAAGGUAGCUGGGACGAGGACUACAUCCAGACACUGGGCGUCAACUUCAUGGAGAAGACCAUCAGCAUCCGGAACACCGAGAUCACCUUCAGCAUCUGGGAUUUGGGCGGCCAGCGCGAGUUCGUCAACAUGCUACCACUGGUAUGCAAUGAUGCUGUGGCGAUCCUGUUCAUGUUCGACCUUACACGGAAGAGCACGUUGAACAGCAUCAAGGAGUGGUAUCGCCAGGGGCGAGGCUUCAACAAGACGGCCAUUCCCGUUCUUGUGGGCACAAAGUACGACCACUUUGUGAACCUGUCUCGCGAGGAACAGGAGGAGAUUUCGAACCAGGCUCGGCGCUUCGCCAAGGCGAUGCGCGCAGCACUGAUCUUCAGCAGCACCAGCCACAGCAUUAACGUCCAAAAGAUCUUCAAGAUCGUGCUCUCCAAGGCGUUUGAUUUGAAAUGCACCAUCCCCGAAAUAACCAAUGUCGGUGAGCCAUUGCUCAUUUACCAGUCAUGCUGAUCACUGGCUGGCGGCAUCUGCCCUGAACCACAUCUUGUACGGGUUACCGAAAACUAUCAACAAUACAGCCCGCCCUGCCUACUUCCCGGGCCGCGGGUGAACCACAGCACUGGGCAGGAUGACUUGGCCAGAUUGAAUCGGACUGGGAUAUCCGAUAAGGUCAGAUAUACUGGCCCGUAGCAUCACUGCCGGUCCCCGGAAGGGCGCUAGAGACUGCUUCGAGACUCGCCUCUCAUUGCGCUUUCAUUUGUACUUGAACAACCAAGGGGAACGGUCGAGACACUGCCGUUGGAAGCCUCAACAUGCCUGGCUGGAGUUGCAAAGAACAUGGAGAGUGGGACUCAGCAGCUGCAUUGGAGGAUGCGGUGUCCUGGAGUCAGAGGUAAGGGAAAUGAGAUAUUACCGGGACGGGAAAACUGGGCUCCCCGUCUUACCGGUCUUCUGGUGUGCAGCACACUAGUGGAGGG
Molecule: messenger RNA, 1914 nt
Organism: Parathielavia appendiculata
Lineage: Eukaryota; Fungi; Ascomycota; Sordariomycetes; Sordariales; Chaetomiaceae
Product: small GTPase
Exons: 3
Coding region: 449-1447 (332 amino acids)
Biological process (GO): positive regulation of mitotic division septum assembly
Cellular component (GO): spindle pole body
Molecular function (GO): GTP binding; GTPase activity
Source: RefSeq, a predicted model, not a curated record